ACGUCACUAUGACAACCGAGUAACUCARAUCCAAGACGGUCAGAGAGGAACACAAAUCAAGUCAUAAACAGCCAAUUAAUUGAACAAGAUUGUACUUAGGCAGUGUGAUAAUGGGAGCAACAUUGUCCAGCCAUGCUCAYUGGACYUCAGCCAAUGAACACAACAAAGGAAAACUAGCKUUUACUCCCCACAACGAGGCUCUUCUCAACAAGAUUGUCAAAAGUAUAGAAGACCUUGUAUCAAAAUAUCCUCAUGAAGCAGAGGUGGUGUUCAAAGAGCCUUUCAAAUGGCAUACAGAACUCCAGCCUGACAUGUUUUCAUCCCUGAACUUUGGUUCACUUGGAUAUAAAGUUGGUGAAAAGGAAGUGCAGUCAGAAGCAGUGAAUUCAGCAGGAGAGCCUUUGUUGUCUAUCAAUAAGGAUGGAAGUAAUUGCAUAGUUAAAGUUAUGAGUUUUGAGCAAAUCAACAGCAUUUUAAAAGUUGCUGGGGAUAAAAAAUGCAAAGAAGUACAAGCUUGCCUCGAAGAGAAUCAAGACCCUGUCGGCCUGGUAAUGGGUCCAGCUUAUGCUCAAAUAGACACRAGUGACAACGCUUUACUGAAAGCACAUGAAGACUUGCGAAAAGCGCAGGCAGACUCAGCAGAYAAUGUUGAAGAGCUUGAUAGUAAAUUUCGACUAAUGGUUUUACUAAACCAGAUUGACUUACAGUUGAUGCAAUCUUCAGUUGUGAAAAUUGCCAAAGAGGUACGGCUGAACCCUGAAGCUGUUCAGGAUGAGUWUGAGGUUCUAAAAUCGUUUUCAGGAGAAGAAGAAAAAAGUUGUCUUGAAUCAAUCAACUGGGUACUCGACUACCAGUUUUCCAAUGGUUGCCAUGCUCCUCCAUGGCGGCAAGUACAUGGUGACAUAAGCUAUAUAGAGGUCAAGCCGAUAGACGGCGACUCGCUCCUUGUCCUUGCUAGUACUUCAGGAUAUUUCCUGACAAAUAAAGAUACCCAAGGUGAAUUGACUUAUGAAAGAGAAGGAGAUAUUUACCCUACUUUGGCUGCAUUYCUGAAGACGAAGAGUCCUCACUUUGCAGCGACAAUCGACAAGAAGGAAUUUGCUUACUACGGAGCACCAGAAAACGAUACAACCGAAAAGAUCUACGAAGACAACGAAAAGGAGGAAACUGAAGACGUAGAAGCAGAUGAGACAGUGAAAACCAUGAAUAAACAAAAUGAGCCCAAAACGACAAAAACAUCCAAAAAUACAACUCAAAAGAAGAAAGGUGGGAAAGGGCGCAAUCUAGAGCCUUCACAAAAGUGGAAAAACAUCGGUUUUGGAGAAGAUUUGCUGGAUAAGGAAGACAAAGUUAAAGAGAAAUCCAAUGCUGGCAAGAAAUCGCCUUCUCGUCACAGAACAAGUCGUGAUGSAGGAAAAGAUACCCGGCAAUCAACGCGGUCGCAAAUGAAAGGUGACAUGGACGAGGAUUUCAGCGAAAGCUCCUCUGAAAGUGAAGAAGAAGAUGAGAGRCAAGACAGGAGACAGGAAUCAAACGCAGAUCUUCCUUCAGAAUACUGGCAGAUACAGAAAUUGGUGAAAUACCUCAAGGGUGGAAAUCAGACGGCUACAAUAAUAGCACUGUGCGCAAUGAGCGACUUCAACCUUUCUCAAGAGACUUGUCAGCUUGCUAUUCGUGACGUAGGUGGACUAGAGGUCCUUAUAAACCUACUAGAGACUGAGGAAAUUAAAUGCAAGAUUGGAUCUUUAAAAAUCUUGAAGGAGAUUUCCAAGAARGUUCUUAUUCGAAAAGCUAUAGCUGACCUCGGAGGUCUUCAAACUAUGGUGAAAAUAAUCCAGUCACCUAACAAAGAGCUCAAAUGUUUGGCUGCUGAGACGAUUGCGCAUGUUGCAAAGUUUAGACGAGCGCGGCGUACUGUCAGACAGUAUGGAGGCAUUAAGAAAUUGGUCAGUUUAUUAGAUUGCGGUCUUCUAUCAAACGCUUCAGAGAUKGAUGUCCAGGUAGCUCGCAGUGGUGCCCUGGCUUUGUGGAGUUGUAGUAAAAGUACGAAGAAUAAGCAAUCUACUCGUAAAGCAGGUGGAAUUCCCUUACUCGCACGACUKUUGAAAUCGAAAAAUGAGGAAAUGCUGAUACCAGUUGUAGGGACGUUACAAGAGUGUGCAUCAGAGGAAACCUAUCGUUUGGCUAUCCGUACAGAAGGAAUGAUAGAAGACCUUGUCAAUAAUUUAAAGAGUGAAAAUCAAGAAUUGCAGAUGCAUUGUGCUAGUGCGAUAUUCAAGUGCGCAGAAGAUGAAGAGACUCGUAACCUAGUACGGCAYUACGGUGGUUUAGAUCCAUUGGCAUCGCUAUUGACCAAUGUAGACAACAAAGAACUUCUAGCAGCUGCAACUGGUGCCAUAUGGAAGUGCUCAAUUAGUCCUGAAAACGUCAACAGAUUUCAGGAGCUCAAAGCUAUCGAGCAGCUUGUUGCACUUUUAACAGAUCAACCAGAGGAGGUACUUAUCAACGUUGURGGAGCAUUAGGUGAAUGUGCACAGAUUCCCGCAAAUCGUACCGCYAUACGCAAGGCUGGAGGUAUUCCAUCACUAGUAAAUCUGCUGACCAGUACGAAUCAGGCUCUARUGGUUAAUGUCACCAAGUCUGUUGGAGCAUGCGCAACUGAAACUGACAACAUGGCGAUUAUUGAUCGUCUUGAUGGUGUUCGAUUGUUGUGGUCUCUGCUGAAAUCAAAUAARCCAAGGGUUCAGUCAAGUGCUGCUUGGGCGAUCUGUCCAUGUAUCGAAAAUGCUAAGGAUGCUGGGGAAAUGGUGCGUUCGUUUGUUGGUGGUUUGGAGUUGAUUGUGAGUCUUUUGAAGUCAGAUGAUAAAGAGGUCUUAGCCAGCGUUUGUGCUGCUAUAGCAAACAUUGCCAAGGACGAAGAAAACCUUGCUGUUAUCACAGAUCAUGGAGUUGUCCCAAUGCUUGCCAAACUUGCRUCCACGCCUGAUGAUCGUCUGCGCCAGUAUCUCGCUGAAUCCAUUGCAAGGUGUUGUAUGUGGGGAAAUAACAGAGUGGCCUUUGGUACAGCUGGUGCAGUACCUCCUUUGGUACGAUAUCUAAAGUCACCAAGUCUAGAUGUACACAGAGCCACUGCGCGUGCGCUUUACCAGCUAUCACGUGAUCCAGCCAACUGUAUAUCCAUGCACAACAGCGGAGUUGUCAAGCCAUUACUGGUCAUGGUUGGAUCKAAAGACGAAAUCUUACAAGAAGCUGCCGCCGGUUGUUUGAACAACAUCAGAAGACUGGCAUUGGCAAACGAGAAAGCAAAAUAUCGCUAGAUAGCGGUUAUGURUGUAUYUCUUCGUGCUAAAGUACCUUGGUCUAGUGUAAAUAGUUAUAUUUUCUUGAAAAAUGGUCGUUGUUAUCGACGAAAUUGGUUUACAUUUUGAUAUCUAAAGUCUGUAAUCAUGUCAUGUAUUCUUUUUCUAAUAAACGAGGUAUGAUAAGUGAAA
Molecule: messenger RNA, 3491 nt
Organism: Exaiptasia diaphana
Lineage: Eukaryota; Metazoa; Cnidaria; Anthozoa; Actiniaria; Aiptasiidae
Product: armadillo repeat-containing protein 4
Exons: 28
Coding region: 111-3317 (1068 amino acids)
Molecular function (GO): protein binding
Source: RefSeq, a predicted model, not a curated record